This is a messenger RNA of Penicillium maclennaniae, 1668 nucleotides long. RefSeq names its product methionine--tRNA ligase MSM1. Gene Ontology annotation, molecular function: methionine-tRNA ligase activity; ATP binding. The coding region runs from base 1 to 1668 and encodes 555 amino acids. The transcript has 9 exons. Gene Ontology annotation, biological process: methionyl-tRNA aminoacylation. Lineage: Eukaryota; Fungi; Ascomycota; Eurotiomycetes; Eurotiales; Aspergillaceae. The record is from RefSeq and is a predicted model, not a curated record.
AUGGCAUUCAAGGCACCGUUGAGCACCCUUUCGAGGGCGACUCGGCUCCUCAAUACUCAAAGGCCAUGGAAAUGCUCAAUGUGCCGGCACGCGCUUUCUGUUCCUGCGCGGCGCGCAUUCGUAGCGACCCCGGGGAAGUUCAAGAAGCCGUACUAUGUGACGACUCCGAUCUUCUACGUCAAUGCUGCUCCUCACGUCGGUCAUCUGUACACGAUGGUCAUCGCCGAUAUCUUGAAGCGAUGGCAGGUCUUACUCGGAAACACGGACGCCCAGCUGUUGACCGGAACCGACGAGCACGGAAUGAAGAUUCAACAAGCUGCCCUCGCGGCUGGAAUGGAUACUCAAGCUUUUUGCGACAUGAACUGCCGGACCUUUGAGGCUCUGGCAAAAGCUGCGAACCUCUCCAACGAUCACUUUAUCCGUACGACAGAUGCGGCGCAUCGAGAGGCCGUCCAGUAUUUCUGGGAAAUGCUGCAACACCGAGGCUACAUUUAUACGUCCAAGCACGAGGGUUGGUAUUGUGUUAGUGACGAGACAUUUUACCCGGAAACCCAGGUGCAAAAUUCCCUUGAUCCAUCGACCGGCAGGAAGCGGAUGGUUUCGGUUGAAACAGGUAAAGAGGUUGAGUGGUCCUCAGAAAUCAAUUACCACUUCCGCCUGUCCGCAUUUAGGGAACGUCUUCUGGAACUGUACAGUCGUCCCGAUUCCUUUAUCACGCCUUCCAAGUAUGCGACGAACGUCAUCAAGUCGGUUGAGUCCGGCUUGCAAGAUCUAUCCAUUUCCAGACCCGCCGAACGACUGACAUGGGGCAUCCCGGUCCCCGGCGACGACACACAGACGAUCUAUGUUUGGCUGGAUGCGCUUGUGAACUAUUUGACCCGAGCGGGGUAUCCGUUCCCUCCGGGGCAAGAGAACUCAUCGAUGUGGCCUGCCGAUGUACAUGUAGUCGGAAAGGAUAUCGUACGAUUCCACUGUGUCUACUGGCCAGCCUUCCUGAUGGCUCUAGAUCUUCCUGUUCCUCGGAAUGUGCUAGUACACGGUCACUGGACUAUGAACCGCGAGAAGAUGUCCAAGUCCACUGGAAACGUGGUGAAUCCGUUCUUCGCCAUUGAUCGAUUCGGUGUUGAUGGUAUGCGCUUCUUCCUGGCUUACCAGGGUGGUCUCGCCGACGAUGCGGACUACGACAAUUCUUUCAUCACUCGCGAUUACAAGAAAUGGCUUCUUGGAGGUAUCGGAAACCUUGCCUCCCGCACAAUUGGAUGUGCAAAGGGCAAGUUGCAUUCCUACAUCCUGGAUGCCACUUCUGGUAGGCUUGGGGCCACAACGGCUGCCGAUAGGGAGCAUCAGGCGAUGCUAGUGCUCGCCCCAACCAAGGUUGCCGAGCAUAUGACCGGGCUCAAUCCGCGAGCCGCCCUGCAGGAAAUUAUGAGCAUAAUCGAGAAAACCAACAAGUACCUCCAUGCGGCGGAGCCGUGGAAAACCCCCCAACCCGGAAUGGGUCGUCCGUUUAUGCCCGAUAAGUCACAGGAGCUGCUGGAACUUCUUCGCGUAGAUACAUCCAACCCGAGCAAGCGGACCUUCUCGGCCGCGGUGUAUGGCGCCGACAUGGACUACGGUGAGGGCGUUAGGAAAGGUAUCCUUUUCCCUCCUCUACUCACUGAGGAAUAA